AAGGAAGAAUGUAUUUCCAACUUACUGUGAACGAGAUAUUGUUUCCAAGUUUCAUGAUUUCAUGGAUACCCGAACAUAAGAAAUCUUUAAAGAGACUCAAAUUAAUCACCACCAUCAAACUUCAUUCUCAGUACUACUACUAACUGGGCUUGACAGCAAGCACACAGUGCAAAAAAGUGUGCAAGGCCAUUUUAGGUGGGUCUGGUGAUGAUGAGCUCCAAGUAAAAGCACUACUUCAACAAGCAAAUGUGACAGAACUGCUCCAGGCCGUGCACUGAGCCACUGCCUCCACAACUCUCCUCAGGGUCCGUCUCAUCCAGUUCCCUCACGGAGGGUGCACAGAAGACAGGGAGGCAGCUGUUAAUUCGGCCAUCAUCUGCAAGGCUUCCCUACUUUCCCGGCCCUUCGCCGUCCCCUCAGCUUAGGCCGGGGCCGAGCAGGACCCAUACAGCGUUAGAUCCGGGCGCCUGCCUGCCUCGGCGCGGCGCCUCAGCGCGGAGCCGGCCGCCAACCGCGAGGGGCAGCGCGGAGCCGAGGGCGGCAUCAGUGAGCGCAGCUCCCGGCCACUGCCCCUCGCCAUGGAGCCGAGAUGCAUCCCCCAGAGCGGGGAACUCGCUGCAGAAGUCAAAGGUAGAAGAGAAAAUAAAAUCUGGUAUUUGAAAAUAUCAAAACUGGCACUGGCGUUUGCCAUUAUCCGCUCAAAACCACCAGGGAAGAGCUGCAAAGAAUACACUGAGCACCUUGCCAAAAUUGUAUCUGAGCAAGAUUUUGACUGGAAAUUGAAAGUUGAAGCACUAGAAGCUGAAAUUUUUCGAUUACGUCAGGAACUUCUUUUGAACAAGAUCUGCCAGAGAGUCUGCUUGGAAAAUGGAAAACAAUGUGCCUCUGCUGAAACUCUUCUGGAUGAGGAAUGUAUAAAUCCUGUGAGUUACUCAAGCCAGUUAGAGGACUCUGGAUGUGAUGUGUCUAACGACUAUGCAUUCAAUUCUUUAGGAGUAGCUUCUGAUUUCCAAGAACUUGAGCAUACUGUCGACACAUCUAAACGUUGGUUGGAAAUAGUUCCCCCAUUGAAUCUUUGCUGUGCUAGCAAGGAGAGAUCUUUGACUGUUCCAGUGCAGUUUUUUCAACAUCUGCUUGAAAUAAGAAAACUGUCAGAAGGAGGAAUGCUGCAAGCAGACUUCACAGAGCUUGAGAAUGAUUCUUUCACUGUAUACAAUUCAGUGUCUCAGCUGCUUGAUGGGCUAACUGUUUUUUACAGCAGUCCUAAAUUUCCAGUUUCAAGUUUUCUUACUGACGCAGUUUGUGUUUUGAUCAGAUUAGUAACUGAUGCUAAAUUAUCUAAUCAUGUUCUGAAGAAGUGUUUCAGGAAGCUGGAAGAAUUUAUGAAAAAUCUAAUUCAGAUUAUUUUAAGAAACAGCAAUGUCAAUAGGUUUCAGGCACUGGAUGCUGUGUCACACACUCUUGUUUUGCUGGGGAGGAACAACAUACUUCGAAAUUCUUUAAUGUCUUUUCUACUGUCAGAACUACAGCAGUUUGCUGAGCAGAUGAUGCAAGCUUACCAGAUCCAGGCCAUGUAUGACAUUACCCAAUAUGAGAAUAUUUUUUCUUUGUUCAUGAUUCUGGAACAACUUCUUCACAGUGAGACAGAAGAAAGUAACAUUUCAGACUCAGGCUGUGAUGGAGAAGAGAAAAUCAAAUUUCUGAAGAACGUUGAUCAAAUUAUUCUUCAUCUUUCAGAUGAAUUCCCAUUGUUUUCUUUAUAUUUAUGGAGAGUGAGUGUUCUUUUGAACUCAGCUCAAAUACAAAUUGAUUAAAACAAGCAACCUACUUUUGUGCAGUGUGUUGUUGUGAAACUGGAUUGGAAGAUGUUUGAGUUGGGCAGGAAAACUGUAGUUAUUGGAAAAUAUUUAUUUUAAAAGCUAUACUAUGCUUUAGUUUUCAUAGGUAAUUGAAUUUAUUUCCAAUUUUAAAUAUGCGGAAAUGUAAUAAUCCGAGCACUGUUUGUUUGUUUUUAAUAAAGCUAUUUCUUGUAAUGGAAAACAAUAUAUUGGUGUUUGCAUACCCAUUAAAAUGGUAACAAAGAAAAAUGUUUCAGUGCUUACUACAAGCACUAUGAACUUUGAAGUCAAGAAAUAAUGAGAGUGUAGAGCUAGGCUUCUAUAUUAGGAAACUGUAAGUUGUGUAGCUUGUGUGUGCUUUAGAGACACUGGAUGAUUGGGCAUAUUGAUAACAUGAAAUAAAAGACUGAUCAUCAGAAAACAAGUGGGACAUGGUCAGUGUGAUGCAGCAGAGAUUGCUGUCUGAUAAUGAAAUCAGAAAUAAUAAUAAAAACAUUUUAAACUUGGUAACAUCAAUAUUCUUCUAGGAUAGUCUUAGUUUUUUAUUUAAUCACAGUAACUAUCUGACCAAAAUAAAAUCUGAUGCUUAGUUUUACAACUUUCUUAUGCUUGGCUUUACUUGUGUAUACGUAAAUAUUAGGCCUAAUUCACUCUGAAUUGACUACUGAUUUCAAAUUAAAUUUAACUCCUUCUGUGGUUGCUUUAAACCUUUUUGUUCAAAAUUAAUGAAUAGUGAUAAAAUCCCCUUUGUAUGCUUAUGUACUGGUUUUUUUUUUACAUUUUUAUUUCUGUGCAACAGAAUUAUAUUGAUAGUAAUUAAAAAAGUCACAUGUUAAUGGAAAUAAAGCCUGUAAAAAUGAGUUCAACAAUAGUUUAACUGAUCCAGAGCAGCUUUGAUAAAUCUGGGGAAGGAGGGUGCAAGUUUUAUAAUGAUAGCAUUAUUUCUAGUAAAUAAACAUCAUCUUAGUUUUGUUGUGUCUUCUAGUAGGGCAUAUUCAUCAAAAAUAUAAAACAUUUCUAGCAUUUACCUUAUUCUUUCCUUUGUAUUUUUUUCAGAUCCAUUUUUUAAUGUCCAAACAUGGCUUUUUUUAUUACAGUAAUAAUAAUUUGUCUUGUUACUAUUUAUUUUGUUAGUUUGAAUGCAC
Molecule: messenger RNA, 2983 nt
Organism: Numida meleagris (helmeted guineafowl)
Lineage: Eukaryota; Metazoa; Chordata; Aves; Galliformes; Numididae
Gene: MEI4
Product: meiotic double-stranded break formation protein 4
Exons: 5
Coding region: 579-1814 (411 amino acids)
Biological process (GO): oogenesis; homologous chromosome pairing at meiosis; spermatogenesis
Cellular component (GO): lateral element
Source: RefSeq, a predicted model, not a curated record